Messenger RNA from Bombina bombina (fire-bellied toad), 972 nucleotides. Its product is annotated as olfactory receptor 5V1-like. The transcript has a single exon. Gene Ontology annotation, cellular component: membrane. Bases 1 to 972 code for a protein of 323 amino acids. Gene Ontology annotation, molecular function: G protein-coupled receptor activity; olfactory receptor activity. Gene Ontology annotation, biological process: G protein-coupled receptor signaling pathway. The record is from RefSeq and is a predicted model, not a curated record. NCBI's taxonomy places the organism in Eukaryota, Metazoa, Chordata, Amphibia, Anura, Bombinatoridae.
AUGAGCCUAGAUUCCAGCAAUAAAGAUGAUGGACACAAUAAAACAUCUGUAAAUGAAUUUAUUCUCUUGGGAUUGCUACACCUCUCCAAUUUCAAAUCAAUUUUGUUUGUCAUUUUCUUCACCAUCUUUCUCAUGACUAUGGUAGGAAACAGCCUUAUCAUUACAGCUAUCCGAAUGGACCCUUAUCUGCAUACGCCCAUGUAUUUUUUUCUGGCUAACCUUUCCAUCCUGGAAAUGUGCUACACAUCUAUCACAUUACCAAACGUAUUGCUUGACAUAUUACAAAGCAGCACUGUGAUCUCCUUUAUGGGCUGCAUGGUUCAGGUCUGUCUUUUUACACUUUGUGCUACAGUAGAGUGCAUCCUCUUGGCUGCUAUGGCUUGUGACCGAUAUGUAGCGAUUUGUAGGCCGCUGCAUUACACUAGCAUAAUAAACAAAAUGGUGUGUAUAAAUUUAGCAUUAUUUGCUUGGGCGAAUGGAGUUUUUAAUUCAACAGUUCAAACUAUUUUGACAUCUCGUCUCCCAUUUUGUGGGGCCAAUUCAAUAGACCGCCUCUACUGUGAGGUCCAACCACUCAUUCGAUUAUCGUGUGCAGACACUCAACUGAAUGAUAUUCUGGCUACUAUUUCUGCUGCUGUAUUUGGGGUAAGUUGUCUGGUCUUUAUCCUCACAUCUUAUGUGUUCAUCAUCUCGGCCAUCCUGAAGAUCCCAAGUAGAGAGGGUAGACGCAAAGCCUUUUCUACAUGUGCCUCUCAUAUAACAGUGGUUAUCCUAUAUUAUGGUGCUCUCAUAUUUAUGUAUCUCCUACCUAAAUCUAGCACCUCGCAAAAGCUGGACACUGCAGUCUCAAUGAUUUACUCUACAUUAACCCCUGUACUAAAUCCAAUAAUUUACAGUUUGAGGAACCAGCAAGUCAAAGAAGCUCUAAAGAAAACAAUGAAAGGAAAUUUAUGUGCAAGUUGGGCAGUAUGA